UAGAAAAUGCAGCAUUUCCUCUCAGAUGCCAGAUAUUCAUCUCCAAAGGUAUUAAAAGGAGGGGGUGUGUGCCUGUGUAAAGAGGCUGCUCUUUUCCCAGCAGUACGACUUGGGCAAGUUGCUUGAUUUCUUCAAGCCUUUCUUUUUCCGCCUGUCAAACAAAACAAAACAAAUAUCCCAUAUAGGACAAAUUCACAAUCCUUAAAGAGGGCGGGCAGAGCGAUUGGAAUGCAGAUGAACCAAUCGCGUCUCCUGCAGGUUGCGGAGCGGCAGAGGGACCCCGCCCCCUGCAUUGUGCUUAGCUCUGAUUGGCGCCUCUCGGAGGGGCGGGGCCUGGGCGCGCCGGGCUCACGCUGGGUCCCUGCAGGUCUUGGGGCCCGGGACUCUGGCUGGAGACACCGCCAUGGCCCGGCUAUCCCGCGGAUCCGCGCGCGCACUGCUCGCCGCCCUGCUGGCGUCGACGCUGUUGGCGCUGCUCGUGUCGCCCGCGCGGGGUCGCGGCGGCCGGGACCACGGGGACUGGGACGAGGCCUCCCGGCUGCCGCCGCUGCCACCCCGCGAGGACGCGGCGCGCGUGGCCCGCUUUGUGACGCACGUCUCCGAUUGGGGCGCUCUGGCCACCAUCUCCACGCUGGAGGCAGUGCGCGGCCGGCCCUUCGCCGACGUCCUCUCGCUCAGCGACGGGCCCCCGGGCGCGGGCAGCGGCGUGCCCUACUUUUACCUGAGCCCGCUGCAGCUCUCCGUGAGCAACCUGCAGGAGAAUCCAUAUGCUACACUUACCAUGACUUUGGCACAGACCAACUUCUGCAAGAAACAUGGAUUUGAUCCACAAAGUCCCCUUUGUGUUCACAUAAUGCUGUCAGGAACUGUGACCAAGGUGAAUGAAACAGAAAUGGACAUUGCAAAGCAUUCGUUAUUCAUUCGACACCCUGAGAUGAAAACCUGGCCUUCCAGCCAUAAUUGGUUCUUUGCUAAGUUGAAUAUAACCAAUAUCUGGGUCCUGGACUACUUUGGUGGACCAAAAAUCGUGACACCGGAAGAAUAUUAUAAUGUCACAGUUCAGUGAAGCAGACUAUGGUGAAUUUAGCAACACUUAUGAAGUUUCUUAAAGUGGCUCAUACACACUUAAAAGGCUUAAUGUUUCUCUGGAAAGCGUCCCAGAAUAUUAGCCAGUUUUCUGUCACAUGCUGGUUUGUUUGCUUGCUUGUUUACUUGCUUGUUUACCAAUAGAGUUGACCUGUUAUUGGAUUUCUUGGAAGAUGUGGUAGCUACUUUUUUCAUAUUUUGAAGCCAUUUUCAUAGAGAAAUAUCCUUCACUAUAAUCAAAUAAGUUUUGUCCCACCAAUUCCAAAGAUGUUUCCAGUGGUGCUCUUGAAGAGGAAUGAGUACCAGAUUUAAAUUGCCCAUUGGCCUUUGAAGGUAGUUGAGUAUGUGUUCUUUAUUCCUAGAAGCCACUGUGCUUGGUAGAGUGCGUCACUCACCACAGCUGCCUCCUGAGCUGCCUGAGCCUGGUGCAAAAGGAUUGGCCCCCAUUAUGGUGCUCCUGCAUAAAUCUUGCCAAGAUAGACAAACAAUGAUGAAACUCAAAUGGAGCUUCCUACUCAUGUUGAUUUAUGUCUCACAAUCCUGGGUAUUGUUAAUUCAACAUAGGGUGAAACUAUUUCUGAUAAAGAACUUUUGAAAAACUUUUUAUACUCUGAAGUGAUACUCAGAACAAAAGAAAGUCAUAAAACUCCUGAAUUUAAUUUCCCCACCUAAGUCGAGACUGUAUUAUCAAAACACAUGUGCACACAGAUUAUUUUUUGUUCCCAAAACUGGAUUGCAAAAGAAAGAGAAGAAUAUUUUGUGUGUUCCUGGUAUUCUUUUAUAAGUAAAGUUUACCCAGGCAUGGACCAGCUUCAACCAGGGACAAAAUCCCCUCCCAAACCACUCUCCACAGCUUUUUAAAAAUACUGCUACUCUUAACAGUUACCUAAGGCUUCCUCAACUGCUCCAAAUCUCUUAAUAGCUUCUAGUGCUGCUACAAUCUAAGUCAGGUCACCAGAGGGAAGAGAACAUGGCAUUAAAAGUAUCACAUCUUCAGAAGAGAAGACACUAACAUUAUUACCCAUAUACAUGAUUUCAGAAGAUGACAUAAGAUUCCUCUUAAAGAGGAAAUGUCAGGAAUCAAGCCACUGAAUCCUUAAAUGUCAAAGAGAAAAGUUGAAUAUGAGUCAUUGUGUCUGAAAACUGCAAAGUGAACUUAACUGAGAUCCAGCAAACAGGUUCUGUUUAAGAAAAAUAAUUUAUACUAAAUUUAGUAAAAUGGACUUCUUAUUCAAAGCAUCAAUAAUUAAAAGAAUUAUUUUAAUGAAA
Molecule: messenger RNA, 2355 nt
Organism: Pongo pygmaeus (Bornean orangutan)
Lineage: Eukaryota; Metazoa; Chordata; Mammalia; Primates; Hominidae
Gene: CREG1
Product: cellular repressor of E1A stimulated genes 1
Exons: 4
Coding region: 404-1066 (220 amino acids)
Source: RefSeq, a predicted model, not a curated record